AUGCGUAUCGCUGCUGCUGUUGCCGUGCUCAGCGCCGGUGCCAUCACCAGCGCCCAGCUAUCCAAUAUCCCAACAUGUUCUGCGGGCCUCGUGGAACAGGUUGUGCCCUGCGUCAAACAAGCCUGUGAUGUCGGGGACCAACUAGCCCUUUCCAAAGUUGUCGCAUCCUUGUGCUCUGGGGCUGGACACCCAGUCUCUAUCCCACCGGUGGACUCAUCAGCUCCCAUCUCGACCUCUGCGGGAAGUGUUCCCACCACGGUGGGCAGCUCCUAUUCUACCACGGUGAGCGGUCUGGGUAACAGCCCUCAGACUUCGUCUGAGGCCUCUAUGACUUCGACUAUACGUUCCACGACCUUGGCCACGGUCAACACUGAGUCGCCUUCAAGCACUUCCCUGUCUAACGGGGCCUCUGGUAUUGGAUACGGAGCUGCUCAGUAUCUUCUUUGGACCGAUCUAUCUCAAGGGUGCAUUUCUUCCCUAAUUUCUGUCUCAAACUACACCCUAGAGCUUCUCAAGUUGAGUUAUAAUCCAUAG
This is a messenger RNA of Aspergillus terreus NIH2624, 534 nucleotides long. Its product is annotated as putative GPI anchored protein. NCBI's taxonomy places the organism in Eukaryota, Fungi, Ascomycota, Eurotiomycetes, Eurotiales, Aspergillaceae. The coding region runs from base 1 to 534 and encodes 177 amino acids. The transcript is spliced from 5 exons. The record is from RefSeq and is a predicted model, not a curated record.